AUGAGUCGAUCACAGGGUGAAUCAGGGGAAUUGGAUUACAAAAAGCAAGUGCAGAUGAAAGACAUAAACACUCCCUCAUUACCUCAAGCUACCUCAAUCGAUCCAAUCAACAAGUCUAUUCCUCCUAAUCCGAAUCAAUCUCCUUCAAAUAAAGCUCUCCUUCCACCAAGACCUAAAUUAUCUUAUACACCUGAAGUCGAUGAUCGUAUCAGGUUAAGCUCUCGGAGACCUUAUGAUCCUAGAGACGACCAUAGAAGAGACUACGAUCAUGAAUAUGACCGUGAACGCUAUCUUGAUGACCGCGAAAGGUAUCACGAUGACCGAUCUCGUGCACGGGAUCGAGAUCGAGACAGAGACUGUAGGGAGAGAGAACGCGAUCGGGGUCGGCAUCGAUCAAGAUCAAGAUCAAGGUCACGAUCCCGUGGACGAGACCGUGAAUGGGAACGCGAAACAGAAAGACGAUCUAUUCGCCCUCCGUACCCACUUCAUGAACGAAUAUCUGAACGUGAUCGGGAGCGUGAAAGGUCAAGGCGAUAUAGUCGCAGCCCCCCACCUGGAUGUGGCAGUUCUCGGAUAAGCCUUUCCUCUAGUCACCGUCGAAGACUAUCGCCUUCUGUGGCCUGCCCACCUGGCUACCCGUACGACCGCCGGGACGACCGUGACCUCAGAACGAGUCUCGAUUGUGAUUAUCGACCUCCACUAGACCGCAGAGACUUUGAUAGGUACGAGCCUCGCAGAAAUUUGGUUCGAGGUGACGACUACGAACGGCGUAGAGAUGAGGAGUACGAACGUCGUAGAGAAGAGGAGUACGAAAGACGCAAAAGAGAGGAUUGGCACGCUCAUCGAUCUCGUCGGUCUCCCUCCCCACCCCGUCUUCGACACUCGCCAUCCCCGGCCAAGCGACCAUCUGUCACGCUUAGCUCACUGGUGCCUCCGGUGCCUCGAUCGCCCCCGCCGCCCCCGCGGGCCAGGCUUGCAUCUCCCUCGCGAUCACACUCUCCUUCAGGUUAUUACCUGCCAGUUUAUCCUCCUGGCCGUUCUCCCAGUCGUCUCCGACCCUAUUCACGCUCGCGCUCUCCCUCCUCUUCGCGUUCCCCUCCCAAGUUACAUUACCACCCUCGCUCUCCGCCGCCAGGUCCUAGUCAAGCUAUACAGUCCCGAUCUCCAUCCAAUGCUCUAUCAAAAGCGUGCCCUCCGACGCUCUCCGCAUCACAUCAAACAUCUUUACCCUCAUCAUCACGCAUGAAGGUUUUCCAACAGUCUCUCAGCCUUCCAACCCAAACACAUCCUGCCCGUGUUGUAUCAGAGUCUUAUCUUUCGCGCUCCCCCUCCCCUUCCUCGGUACUAUCACCGCGUGAGACUCGCUCCGCUUCGCCGCCGUCUGUUCAAGCCAAGGUGCAGUCAUUUACUGAUAAUCUCCCCCCAAAAUCAUACGUAGUCACGCGCAAGGCGCUCGCCUCGUCUUUGGAUAUGACUCGCGAAUCUGAUGCACAAACCUCCAAACAGACCGUACUCAAACAGGCUCGAGCUGUGUCGAAAAUACCAUCCCAAGAUAUAAGUCCGGGGCCCGAUACUUCGACAAAGGAAACAAGUCAUAUUCCUCACCCAGAUUCACUUGUCCAGAAUGACAGCAUCUCAGGCUCACCUGUCGUGGGGCAGUCCGCUCAUCAGGCUAACCAUGAUGGAUCGAUUUUCUCCGUUCAUCGUAUAUCGCCUGACGAACGCUCUAGCCACCUGACCUCCAGCGCUGACAAUCACAGCCGCCCAACCACAACAGACUAUCAUCUGACCACUGGCCCGCGAUCAUAUAGAGCUCAUGAUCAUGAAUCAUCCGAGACAGACCGCAAGAGACAAAAAAUGAUGGGCUCGCCCUAUGACCGCUCUUCUUUACCAUCUGCACCUCAAUCUCCGCGGCCUAGUCUAACUGAAGAUGUGGCUCCUUCGUCCAGCAGACAAUUGUUAAAGCCUCCGCCAGCGAGAAACACCGUCAUCGUCGACCCUUCAUCGGAAAGAACUCUCAUCUCUUCAUCGGCUCGCAAGGAUGUUGAACACUCUUCAACUCGUGCUUCCUAUCCAACAAGUAGCAGUGUUCAUACCCGCUCCCUUCCGACUCACAGUAGCACAGCAGUCAAGAUUCCACCCAGUAUUCCGACCGGACCCAGGGCUGGUGUACCGAUUGGACCCAGAGCGUGGGCUUCGCAAAAAUUGACUAAAGCGCCCGUCACUUCGAUUCGCACUUCGCCUGUAAGCCCCUACAGAGCUUCGUUGCCAUCCUCCUCCCUUACUGACCAUGGUGAUACCUUAUCAUCUUCUCGUCAGCCUCCCCAGAAUAUCUCACCAAAAUCAUAUCGUGACUCAGCCGGUAUGACUUCGGGCUCGACCCGCUUACCUCGCUCGGAUCACUACCCACAUUCAGCACCAUUUCCCUCGGCGGAUGCUCUCAGUGGUCCUCCUCUAAACACACCUGCAUCUGAGGUAUUCAUGUCUCCACUUCCAGUGUCUAUUCCAAUCACCAUUCCACCACCAGCGCCACCACCUCCACCUCCAAAUCACCCGAGGGCCAGCAACAACUCGCUUUCGGAAGCGAAGUCAUCCUUCAAUGUGCGCUCCAACACCCCCAUCCCAACACCAUCCGGUAGUAACUCACCGGUGACAACAUUCGGAAAACAACCUACCCUCAAUGUCGUAUCAUCAACACCAGCUGCCAAUCAAAUAGCGAAAUCUAGUAUUACUGCGAAUGGACUGGGGUUGAGAAAAGAUAGCAUUGGUGGUAUCGCGUCAUCAUCAUCAUCUGGUAGUGCGCCAUCUAUCCCUAUUACAACAGCUACACCUGCUGCAUCUUCUUCUACUCAAGUCAGAGUCAAUAACUACCCCGGUGGUAAAUUGCACCCUUCGACCCAAGCUUAUGGAAGUGUUGGAGGCAAUUAUGUGGGAAGCAAUGGGAUGAGUGGAAAUAAUCAACCACAUGUAGGUGCAACAGUUCAGGUUUCACCGCCAGUGAUUGAUCGAGAUUUGGAACGAGCGCAAAGAAUGUGCGAAGUUUGUCCUAGUUUGGAACAAGAGAUUGCAAAAUUACGAUCCACUCGUAAUUCAAGCAUGUUAGCAUCACAUUUGAACUGCAAGGUUGCAUCAGAGAAGACAUUGGCGGAGUUGAAAUAUCAAAUGAUUGAAAUGAAAGUGUUAAGUGAACGUAGGAAAUUGGCUGAAGCUCAAUUGGAUCGGCAUGGUGGUGGGAUUAGUCUAGCAAUGGGAUUUUAG
Melampsora larici-populina 98AG31 is the source of this 3258-nucleotide messenger RNA. RefSeq lists its product as uncharacterized. NCBI's taxonomy places the organism in Eukaryota, Fungi, Basidiomycota, Pucciniomycetes, Pucciniales, Melampsoraceae. Bases 1 to 3258 code for a protein of 1085 amino acids. The record is from RefSeq and is a predicted model, not a curated record. The transcript has 6 exons.